Messenger RNA from Meyerozyma guilliermondii ATCC 6260, 1761 nucleotides. RefSeq lists its product as uncharacterized. The record is from RefSeq and is a predicted model, not a curated record. Gene Ontology annotation, biological process: transmembrane transport. NCBI's taxonomy places the organism in Eukaryota, Fungi, Ascomycota, Pichiomycetes, Serinales, Debaryomycetaceae. The transcript has a single exon. The coding region runs from base 1 to 1761 and encodes 586 amino acids. Gene Ontology annotation, molecular function: transmembrane transporter activity.
AUGUCUGAAGCUAAUAGCAUGAAAAAAGGUACAGCGGCGGUUGAGAUAACCAAUAUCGAUAGUCCGAAUUUGGCCGAAAAGUUGGGGGAUGCUCAUAUGAACAUUCUUCCUGCCAGGAAAGUGAUUAUUUGCCUCUCUGCCUUAGCAUUGGGCAUGAUAAUUUCCUUUGCAGAUCAAACUGGUGUAACUGUUGCUUUACCUCACAUUGGAAAAGAGUUGCACGCAGAAACUACCAUCAACUGGGCGGGAACUGCGUCUUUGCUAGCCAACUGUGUUUGCCAAGUAUUGUUUGGAAGAUUGUCAGAUAUUUUUGGAAGAAAACAGAUUAUGAUUGGAUGCUUGGCCAUUCUUGUUGUAGCUGAUUUGUGCUGUGGCUUUGCACAAACUGGGGUGCAAUUUUACAUCUUCAGAGCUUUUGCAGGUAUUGGCAACGGAGGUGUAUCAUCUCUUUCCAUGGUCAUAUUGAGUGACGUUGUGACGCUAGAACAACGUGGAAAGUUUCAAGGUAUUUUAGGGGCCAAUGUGGGAGUUGGUAAUGCUAUAGGACCAUUUCUCAUGGCUGCAUUUGUCAAACACAGAAGCUGGAGAGAUUUUUACUACUUACUUGCUCCAAUGGGACUCCUUGUGAUUAUUGCAGUAUACUUUUUGGUGGAGGACAAGCAGAAGGAUAGCAGAUUAUUGAACUAUAAGGAGAAAUUCCAAAAGAUUGAUUACUUUGGUAUACUCUUUGCAACUGCUGGGUUGACAUUGUUGCUUAUUCCAAUUAGCGGUGGCGGGUCCACUUACGCCUGGAACAGUCCUAUUGUAAUCACAAUGUUUGUUGUUGGAGGGGUUUUGAUGAUUGUUUUUCUUUUGAUUGAGUGGAAGGUUCCACAACUCCCAAUGAUUCCCCUUUAUAUCUUCAAAAGAGCUCUGUUGAGUUUGCUUUUGGGAUCAACCUUCUUUUUUGGAAUGGCGUACUUUGGCUUCAUGUACUACGUCCCCUACUAUUUUCAUGUUGUAAAAGGGAGGGACAUCAUUCAUACGUCGAUAUUCUUAUUACCACUUGUGUUGAGCCAGCUGAUUAUGUCGAUCGUCAGUGGGCAGAUAAUCACACGCACUGGCCACUACAUUUAUGUUGUAUGGGCCGGUUAUGUCAUGUGGUUCGUGAGUUGCGGUCUUUUGAUUUUAUGGGAUGACAAACUUAGCGAUGGAGUCAAUGUGGUUGUUCUUUUGUUGAUGGGCAGUGGUGUGGGGUUCACAUUUCAGCCAACUAUGGUGGCAGCUCAAGCCCAAUCCAAGAAAGCUGACCGUGCAGUUGUUAUCUCCACCAGAAAUGUUCUUCGAUCUUUCGGUGGUGCUGUGGGAAUUGCCAUUGGAUCUACUACCGUCAGCAACACCUUCUUGAAUAACAUAUCAAGUAUUGAGGAGAAUAAUGUGACGAAUAUUCCCCAAAGCUAUUUUGAUUUCCUUAGGAAACACAUCUACCAAACCAUUGAUACGACCAAAUUGAACCCGCAACAAGCUGAGGUAGUCCGAAGGAUGUACGUGAAGGCGCUCAAAAACUACUUUUAUUUGUUGAUCCCAUUCAUCGGGAUUUGUCUCAUUUGUUCUUUGUUUGUGCGGGAUAGGGGAUUGCAAUGUAUCGACGAGCCCACUAAGGAAGAACGGGAUCUUGGCACUGAGAUCGAGAAGACUCGAUAUGCCAAUUCGUCCCAUGAUUUAGAGUCAACAGCUGGUUCGAACGCUACCGUUGAUUCUGAAGCGACUCGUACGCAUUAA